UUUUAAUUUUUAUAAUAAUUGAUGUUAUAAACAUCGAAACGAUUUCAGUGUAUACACUAUAGUAUGAUUAGAACUAAUAUUGAACUGUUUAUCUUCAAAAAAGUCUAAAUUUCACUAAAAACUAAGUUUCACAUCACAUUUCAUAUACGCGAGCUUGGCUCUUGCACAAAUAUGCGUUUUUUUAUUUCAGUCUAUGGUUCAGUUUUUAGAAAAAAACGAUUAAAGACCUUAAUUAAAGAUAAUAUACCCAAAUAUCUACCUAUGUUCUGUCCCCUGUGUAACAUCCAUAACAUGACUAAAAUACUAAAUAAAUAGUCAUGAACAAUCUUUUAUCUAUGGUCAUGAAUCAUGAUCCUUUUAACAUAGGUAAAUAAUAUUAUCCUAAUAAUCCGUCAAUAUGAAUCUGUCGCAUUUUUAUUGGCCAUACCAUAGAAUAGAAUGGAUUAUAACGGUCAUACUGUUUUUCACAAGAGUUUAAUCAGUGUUUAGUUAUCAGUACGUUAUACUGAAUUACUAAAUAGUAAAUAUUACUUAAUUCAUUACUUUUAACUUUACGUUUUCAUCUUUUCGAUUUCCAUCGCCAAAUUACCGAAACGACUUGUAGGAUAGAUAAAUUAUGUAGCAAUAAAGGUUCAGAAUUUGUUUUUUGGUUCUUAAUUAUUGUUUCUUAAAUUUGAUUGUUAAAAAAACACCACUAUCGCCAGAGAAAAAAAAAUAUUCUAGAUAUUCGAGUGAGUUGCUUACUAACAAUUACUUUUAAUAUUUUGCUAAUACCACUUAUUAGCGAUUGAAUUAUUUCAUCAUUAAACUGUGCAAAAAUGGGACCAAAACAAGCCGGACGAUCGGUGCGUAUUUUAUUAGUCGGCGACAGGGACGUUGGUAAGACUUCGAUCAUAUUGUCCUUGGUCAAUGAAGAAUUUUUAGAUGAAGUGCCUGGGAGGGCUGAAACAAUAACAAUUCCUGCUGAAGUUACCCCUGAAUUGGUACCUACAGAUAUUAUCGAUUACCAUGAAAACGAACAAGAUAAUGAAGAGUUAUGCGAUCAGAUACGGCAUGCAGAUGUGAUUUGCUUGGUAUUUUCUGUGGUAGAUGAUUCUAGCAGGCAAAACAUUAGAGAUAAAUGGAUGCCAUUAUUGAGAGACUGCCAAUUGAACUGUGAUAUUUAUCACCCUGUUAUAUUGGUUGGAAAUAAAAGCGAUCUCGUCAAUAGUAUUUCAAUGCAUCUUAUCGAAGAUGUUUUAUAUGAAUAUCCAGAAAUAGAAACCUAUGUUCAAUGUUCAGCAAAAAUGUUGAUGAAUAUUAGUGAAAUGUUUUGUUACGCACAGACAGCCAUUCUACAUCCCACAGCUCCUUUAUAUUCUGUUGAGGAUAAAAUUCUUACUGAAAAGUGUAAAAGAGCUCUAUGUCGUAUAUUCAAAAUCUGCGAUGUAGAUAAUGAUGGAUUGCUUAACGAUGAAGAACUAAAUAAUUUUCAACGCCAUUGUUUCGAUUGUCAUCUGCCUUUACAACAACUGAAUGGUAUCAAAACUAUAAUUAACAUGAAUUGUGAACGUGGAAUAUCACCAUCAAACUGUGUUACUCUUGAAGGUUUUUUGUUCCUGCACAUGUUAUUUAUACUAAAAGGAAAAGCACAAACUACUUGGACUGUAAUUAGAAAAUUUGGAUACAAUGACGAUUUAAAUUUUUCAUACAGCUAUCUUCAUCCUAAUUUAAAAAUAGAUAAACAUUGUACCAUUGAGUUAUCUCAUAAAGGUGAACACUUUUUAUCCCACUUAUUUGAGACACAUGACAAAGAUAAAGAUGACUGCUUGAGCCCAGUUGAGUUGAAAUCAUUAUUUUCCAUGUGUACAGAAGACCCACAACUUUUAAGGAAAUGCAUAUAUAAUACAAAUCAUAAAGGAUGGAUUACUUCUCAAGGAUGGCUGUCUUUUUGGUCUUACUGUACUCUGGUUGAAGCCGACACUACAUUAGCGUAUCUAGCUAUGUUAGGAUAUAGCAUGAAACCAGAAAACCAACUUUCAGCAAUUCAAGUUACUAGGAGUAAGCAAAUUGAUUUACAGAAGAAACAGUCUCAGCGUUCUGUAUAUAUUUGCCAUGUGAUCGGAAGUAAAGGCAGUGGCAAGUCAACAUUAUGUAAACGACAUGUGAAAACUGCAAAAAUUGAUAAUGACUCUGAAGAUUCUGAGGAUAUAACAUCAGUUAAUCGCGUUCAAGUAUACGGUCAAGACAAAUAUUUGGUUUUAAAAGAAAUUAAGCCAAUUAGUGAAAAUCAUUUGACUAAAAAAGACAUUAUAUGUGAUGUGGUAUGUCUAGUAUAUGAUUCUUCGCAGAGUUGUUCAUUUGAAUAUAGUGCACAUGUUUAUUUAAAAUAUUAUCAGAGCAGAAACAUCCCAGUUUUAAUCGUAGCAAAUGACAAAGGUAGGCCCUUAAUGAAACAAGACUACAUAUUACAACCAGAUCAAUUUUGCAAACAAAACAGAUUAUCAGCCCCAUAUAUGUUUAUUAAUUCAAAUGAAGGAAAAAAACUAUACUCAAAUUUAGCCACWAUGGCUUCCCUUCCACAUAAAUACAGUCCAAAUCAAUCUAGUCUUAUACCAAGUUUACGAGAAUCAAUUUUAUUCAUCUGGAAAACGGGCAUUGGUGUUGCUAUGGUAGCUCUGUGUGGCGUUUUGGUUGGUAAAUGUCUAGUGAAAUCGAAGAAARAUCUGCUUAGUUAAGAAAUUCAGAAUAGUACUAUAAUAUUGUUGUUUUUAGAUUUAUUUUAUUCCAAACAUUAAUAUCUUAAACUUCUAUUUUUUUUAAAUUAUCGUAUUACUACUACAUAGUGUUUAUUUUUAUCAACUGUAUUUAUCAUGAGAACCCAAUAUCGAUAAAUAUUUAUGUWUACAUUCGUAUAACAUCGAAUACCAAUGUUUUGACAGCAUAAAUAUGUAAAAGCUUAUAUUUCCAUGUGUAGAAACGUUAACCUAAUAUUGUGAUUACCUUGUAUAAGCUUAUUUUUUUAUUAAGUAGAUUUUGAUUGUUUUUAAAUAAAAUAUAAUAAUAAURUUA
Molecule: messenger RNA, 3051 nt
Organism: Diuraphis noxia (Russian wheat aphid)
Lineage: Eukaryota; Metazoa; Arthropoda; Insecta; Hemiptera; Aphididae
Gene: Miro
Product: mitochondrial Rho GTPase
Biological process (GO): mitochondrion organization
Cellular component (GO): mitochondrial outer membrane
Molecular function (GO): GTPase activity; GTP binding; calcium ion binding
Source: RefSeq, a predicted model, not a curated record